This is a messenger RNA of Cordyceps militaris CM01, 1833 nucleotides long. RefSeq lists its product as uncharacterized. Lineage: Eukaryota; Fungi; Ascomycota; Sordariomycetes; Hypocreales; Cordycipitaceae. Bases 1 to 1833 code for a protein of 610 amino acids. The transcript has 2 exons. The record is from RefSeq and is a predicted model, not a curated record.
AUGGAGCUGUUAUCCGCGAGUAACCUACAAAAACUCAGUGAUGCAGAGUUAUCUGAAGUCUUGAACAAGCGCCGCCAAUCGGGCGGCCGUGAUACUUGCAUUGAAAUAGAUGGCCUGGACGAUCUACCACCUGAACAACUCGAGCAUCUCCGGGAGCGAUUGAAUAAAGCCUUUCAAAGACCCAAUCCGCCUCUCGAUAUUGCGUACCUCAAUGCACGCCUCCGCGAAGCCCUCGACGACCGCAACGCCCUCGACGACCGCAAUGCCCCCGACGACCGCAACGCCCCCGACGACCGCAAUGUCCUCUCACCCUCUGGCCAUCUGUUAGACGGCGACAGACCUGACAGCUACACGACCACCGUGAUGCCCUCCAGGGAUGAAUUCGUGGAUCACGAGACCGAGGCCUAUAACAACCUUGUCAAAGAUGGGGGCCGACCGCUGUACCCAAUCACCUCUGUUGAACAAGUACUACAGAACCCCGACGACUAUGUCGAUAUGCUUCGACCCUUUUGGGACUAUCCUUCCAAUAUAUACUUCCACAGCCAAAUAUAUCAGAAACAAUGGCACCGAUGGGAACAUUUUCGCGAAUGGCAGCGUGAUAACAGAAAGCUCAAAGGUCCCAACGAUGAUUUUGAACAAUACAGAGAGAAGAUGAGAGCGGAAUCGGCAUAUGAAGCGGCCAUGAUCGAUUCCGAUCCAGACUACCUUACUUCCGUGUGGCGGUCGCUCCAAAAAGAGCGUACGUGGCAGCGCCAAUGGUGUCGAGAGCGCGGUUGCAAAACUUUGGAAGAGUAUGAAGCCGCGGCGAAGAAACGAUUGGAACGCCACGGUUUCGAUCAGCCAUUCAAGUUGUCCAAGUACCCUGCCCGCCAAAGCGCGUUAACAACGUGGAUUGAGUAUUUGUGCUUUGAGUGCUGGUGGCAGGACGCGUACGCAGAGUGGACUCAAAGGCGGGCGACCGAGCACGAGGCGGCGUGGUGCAAGUUGCGCGACGCCGGGGUAUUGGAGCCCGACGAAAACGCAGACGUCAUCCAGACCUGGGACGCCGCCGUGCGUCACGACAAAGAGUUGAUGGAUGCGCAGGCCGCUCUGGUGGCUGCAAACACCGAGGUGGAAACGAUUUUCAAGUCGGGUUCAGACGCAAACGGCCAACGUGCAGCGGGACGAGCCCACAGUCAGCUUGAGACGGCUGCUCUGCGACGACGCGAUGCUGUGAAAACGAGAUGCGACUUUGUCACGCACCGCAUUACUCUGAUUAAGGCGUUCCUCGGGGCUUUGGACGUCCACAAGCAGACCAAACGCAAGAAGGAAGGUCAGUAUUUCCUGUUGGAGUGGGUCAAGGAGCAAGUGCCUCAUGUUAAGGCUGAGGGCCAAGGCCGGAAGCGGAAACGACUUGUCGCGGAGGACGCAUCGCCAGCAGACCGGGCGGCGAAGCGCGGAGGGGCCGCUUCCUACGCAGUCUUGCGGCGGAGUGCGAGAGCCGAGGCGCUGCAGAGUGCGAGGAUCGAGGCGCAGAAAAUUGCCGAAGCUGCUGCGCGUACCGAAGCUCGCAAGGCUCAGACACAGGCUCGCAAGGCUCAACUCCAAAAGAAUCAAAUCCAAAAGACUCAAACCCAGGCUCGGAAAACCCAGAUCCUUGCUCGCAAAACCCAGACGCAUAAGACCCAGACGCAGGCUCGCAAGACUCGAGCACCAGCUCCUAAAGCCCUGGCUCCCAAAACUCAAACCAAAAAUGCUCAAACACGGACGGCAGCUCGCAAAACCCCAGCUCCCAAGACUCAGACCCAGGCUCCCAAAACUCAAACCAAUAGUCGCAAGCACCGCCCCGGGUAA